CUUUUCAUUCUCUGGUCAAGCCCUCUUUCUCUCUUUCUACUCACGCUGUCUCUCUUUCUCUCCUACUUUCUCUAUUCUCUCUUCUUUUGCUUCUCUUCUUCUUCCUUAACCAGAACUGCGAACUUUUCCUUUUUGUUUCCUUCUUUUUCACGCCUCCACACCAAUUAUUUCCCUAAUUCCGUUCAUAGUUUCUCUGUUUUUAUUAGCUUCAAAGUUAACUCCCUGCUAAAACAAAAACAACUCAAAAUGCUGCUCUAAUCAUGGGGCUAAAAUGCUCCUUUAUCCAGAGAAAAUCCUCCAAAUUAGUGAAAUUCAAAUGUUCUUUCCUCAUGUUCCAGAGAUUACCCUUUUCAGUUAAUUCUAAGCUUCAAUGCUGGAUCUGAAGAUUACUUCAUUUUCCCCUCCAGAUUCAUCUUCUCCCCUGUUUUCUCAGUUGUUGGGUUUUUUUUUUCGAAGAUUCGGGUGUUAGUAGCUUAAUGGAGCUUUAUUAGAUGAAGCCAUUACUGGGUAUUGAGAGAAUCCUGCAUGCUUCCAGAGGACAAGCAAGGCCUGCAGGCAUUACAUUGUCACAUACUCGGUGCAAUACAGCUCUCAUGAAGUGCUUCCAGGCUUCAGUUUUUCAGUUCUUUGUGAUAGUUAUUCUUAUUCCUCUAGCCAAUGCUGCAGACCUGAAUUCGGACAAACAGGCCCUUCUCAACUUUUCUGCUGCUGUACCCCACUUUCGGUUACUCAACUGGAACCCUGCAUCAUCAAUAUGCACCUCUUGGACAGGUAUUAUUUGCAAUUCAAAUGGCACUCGUGUGAUUGAGCUCCGGUUACCUGGGGUCGGACUUUUUGGCCAUAUCCCAGCAGACACACUUGGUAAACUUGAUGCACUUAGGGUUCUAAGCCUCCGAUCCAAUCUACUCAGUGGUAAUCUUCCAUUUGAUAUUACUUCUCUUCCAUCACUCCACUCCCUUUACCUCCAACACAAUAACUUUUCUGGUGCAAUUCCUACCUCGUUUUCCUUGCAACUCAAUGUGCUGGAUCUCUCAUUUAAUUUUUUCUCCGGCAACAUUCCUCAAUCAAUUUCAAAUUUGACACAACUCACUGGUUUGAGCCUUCAGAACAACACCCUUUCUGGACCCAUACCUGAUCUUAGCCACAGUAAGCUCAGGCAUUUGAAUUUAAGCUACAAUCACCUUAAUGGCUCCAUUCCUGUAUUCCUUCAAAAGUUCUCCAAUUCAUCCUUCAUCGGAAACUCUCUACUAUGUGGACUUCCUCUUAGUCCUUGCUCCCCUGUUCUCCCUCCUCCUUCACCCCCUCCAGCUUUUUCUUCCCCACCAGCAAUCCCUCAUAAGCGAGGUUCAAAAGCAAAACUGACAUUGGGAGCUAUCAUUGCCAUUGCUGUUGGAGGGUCUGCAGUGCUGGUUCUUGUUGUUUUAAUUAUUUUGUGCUGCUGUUUGAAGAAAAAGGAUAAUGGAGGCAGUAGGGUGUUGAAAGGGAAGGCUGUUAGUGGUGGGAUGGGUGAGAAGCCCAAAGAGGAGUUUGGGAGCGGAGUGCAAGAACCUGAGAAAAACAAGUUGGUGUUCUUUGAAGGCUGCUCUUACAAUUUUGAUCUUGAGGAUUUGUUAAGGGCUUCUGCUGAAGUACUAGGAAAGGGUAGCUAUGGAACUGCCUACAAGGCUGUCUUGGAGGAAUCGACGACUGUGGUAGUGAAAAGGUUGAAGGAGGUAGUGGUCGGGAAGAGGGAAUUUGAACAGCAGAUGGAGACUGUGGGAAGAAUUGGCCAGCACCCAAAUGUUGCACCACUCCGUGCUUAUUAUUACUCAAAGGAUGAGAAGCUUCUAGUGUACGACUACAUCUCCGGUGGCAGCUUAUCUACACUUUUGCACGGAAAUAGGCAAGCCGGCAGAAGUUCACUAGGUUGGGAAAGUAGAGUAAAGAUUGUUCUUGGAACCGCACGAGGCAUCGCCCACCUGCAUUCUGCAGGCGGUCCGAAAUUCACUCAUGGAAACAUAAAGUCCUCAAAUGUGCUACUCAACCAAGAUCAAGAUGGGUGCAUCUCUGAUUUUGGGCUGACCCCUCUAAUGAAUAUUCCUGCAACUCCAUCUCGGAAUGCAGGCUAUCGUGCUCCUGAAGUGAUCGAAACCCGUAAAUACACUCACAAAUCAGAUGUCUACAGCUUUGGUGUUGUCCUGCUAGAGAUGCUGACUGGAAAGGCUCCACUUCAAUCACCAGGACGAGACGACAUGGUUGAUCUCCCUCGGUGGGUUCAGUCGGUUAUAAGGGAAGAAUGGACAGCUGAGGUUUUUGAUGUUGAGCUAAUGAGAUAUCAAAAUAUUGAGGAAGAAAUGGUUCAGAUGCUGCAAAUUGGGAUAGCUUGUGUAGCAAGGGUUCCAGACAUGCGACCAACUAUGGAUGAAGUUGUUCGAAUGAUCGAAGAAAUAAGACAAUCUGACUCGGAGAAUAGACCAUCUUCUGAAGAGAACAAAUCUAAGGAUUCAAAUGUGCAGACUCCAUGAUUGCCCAAAAAUUGCUGUUUGAGUUCAAGGUCAAGCACAUGCCUAGUAAGGUUUCCCAGGCAUUUUUCAAAGUCUUAUGUGCAUGUGUGGUUUCUUAGUGUGAAUUUGUCCAUUUUUUUUUUUCAAGUUCAAUUUUUCUCAGAUUUGUAGUCUUGUCAUUAUUUUUUGGGUUCAUUUUGAUUAGGGUUUAGAGUUUCUGCUGAUUUUUUGUAAUUGGUGAUUCAACAUUAUGAAUGAAUUGAUAACCUCGAAUCAAUAACUUUCAAAUAUUCCCCUUC
Manihot esculenta (cassava) is the source of this 2782-nucleotide messenger RNA. Its product is annotated as probable inactive receptor kinase At5g58300. NCBI's taxonomy places the organism in Eukaryota, Viridiplantae, Streptophyta, Magnoliopsida, Malpighiales, Euphorbiaceae. Gene Ontology annotation, biological process: protein phosphorylation. The record is from RefSeq and is a predicted model, not a curated record. The transcript has 3 exons. The coding region runs from base 492 to 2504 and encodes 670 amino acids. Gene Ontology annotation, molecular function: protein binding; ATP binding; protein kinase activity.